Messenger RNA from Camellia sinensis, 1785 nucleotides. RefSeq lists its product as uncharacterized. NCBI's taxonomy places the organism in Eukaryota, Viridiplantae, Streptophyta, Magnoliopsida, Ericales, Theaceae. Gene Ontology annotation, molecular function: DNA-3-methyladenine glycosylase activity. Gene Ontology annotation, biological process: base-excision repair. The record is from RefSeq and is a predicted model, not a curated record.
CUCAGGAAAAUUACCUGGCACUCGUUGGGUUCUUUUCUUGAUCUAAUAGCCAUAAAGUUUUAAAAAACACACCAUUACCAACUACUACUCCUACUACUGAGCUCUUCAUCUUCAAUUUCAAUGCACCUUCAAAUCUCUCUCCUCCAAUGCUUUCCAUCUCCAGAUUCCAAUUCCUCAGCCUCCACACUCCAUCCCCAUUUUCAAAUCUCCAACAAUUUCUAGGGUUUUGACUUCCACAUUUUCAGUCCUACUCAAAUGCCCUAGAUACUACACAUUCCUUGCAUUUCACUGAUUUGCACUAGUUGAAGCGAAUUCAAGUCUCUCUGAUCGAUGAAUUGCGCAGAAUCAGAGUCGCGACCGGUGCUCGGACCGGCGGGAAACAUGGAGAGGAAGGCGACGGAGACGCGAAAGCAGAUCUCGAAACCGGAGAGAAAAACAGAGAAACACCACGAAAUCGAUGAGGCUAGGGGUAAGAAAUCUCCGUCGAUUCCGGUUGUUAAUUCUCCUCCUCCGUCGCCGCCGCCGACGCAUUGUUUGAAUACGCCGUCGAUUUUGAGGUGGAAGCAGGACCAGAAGUUGCUGAAGUCGAAUUUGUCGCUCAAUGCGUCGUGUUCGUCGGACGCUUCGUCUGAUUCGUCGCACAGUCGAGCGUCGACGGGGAGGAUAAGGAGGAGGACUCCGACGCCGAUUCGGAGGAAGCAAUGUGGUUCAAAGAUGGAGAAAGUUGAGAGUGGAUCGGUGGAUUCGGUUGAUACUUCUCCGGCGAAGAAAAGGUGUGCUUGGGUCACGCCAAACACAGAUCCGUGUUAUGCUGUUUUUCAUGACGAAGAAUGGGGAGUUCCAAUCCACGAUGACAAGAAACUGUUUGAAUUACUCAUCUUGUCCACUGCUCUGGCGGAACUUUCAUGGCCUGCCAUUCUCAACAAACGACACAUGUUUAGGGAAGUCUUUCUGGACUUCGACCCAAUUGCUGUCUCAAAAUUAAAUGAAAAGAGGACAGUGACACCGGGAAGUGCUGCCAGUGCUCUUCUAUCAGAGCUGAAGCUGCGAACCAUCAUUGAAAAUGCACGUCAAACGCGUAAGAUAAUAGAUGAGUUUGGGUCUUUUGACAAAUAUAUAUGGGGCUUUGUAAACCAUAAGCCUACAGUUAGUCACUUCCGGUAUCCCCGGCAGGUUCCAAUUAAGACAUCAAAAGCAGAUGCCAUAAGCAAAGACAUGGUGAGAAGAGGGUUUCGAGGAGUAGGGCCCACAGUCAUCUACUCGUUCAUGCAAGUUGCUGGAAUAACAAAUGACCAUCUCAUAUCGUGCUUCAGAUUCCAGGACUGUAUAGCUGCAGCAGAUGCAAGUGAUAAAGAUAGCAGCUUCAAGGGUAAGGUUGAAGGUAAGCAACCGGAGGAUUCAACUGAACCGGGACUAGCAAGCACUAUUGAUGAUUUGAGUUUAUCCACGUAGUAAUUUGUUCUCUUUUUGGUUGAUGGAUUGUAAUUUGCACCGUGAAUGCAUCGUUGGUGGCGUCUCUUUCGUGAGAUCAGGUGGUGGGGGCUAAAUGCGGUUUGUGUAUAAAUGAUUAUGAAUUAUUUUGUUCCUUGCUAUGUAGAUCAAAAAAAUAGAAUUUGGUAUUCAGAAAGAUGUGGGAGGUGCUUGGAUCUGUGUUCAAUUCUGUCAAAAUUUUCUGUGUACUUAGGCUUUCUCCUUUGUAUAGUGACACGGUGACCUAACAAUUUGUGAACAUUUCAAAUUUCUGCAGUGCAUUUAUUCUGAAUGGUCCCUACACUUGACAAGGAU